Anoplophora glabripennis (Asian longhorned beetle) is the source of this 3391-nucleotide messenger RNA. It is a transcript of the gene Cln7, whose product is annotated as major facilitator superfamily domain-containing protein 8. Gene Ontology annotation, biological process: transmembrane transport. The coding region runs from base 220 to 1959 and encodes 579 amino acids. The transcript has 5 exons. The record is from RefSeq and is a predicted model, not a curated record. Gene Ontology annotation, molecular function: transmembrane transporter activity. Gene Ontology annotation, cellular component: lysosomal membrane. Lineage: Eukaryota; Metazoa; Arthropoda; Insecta; Coleoptera; Cerambycidae.
AUGUUUUGUGUCAUCCUUUGUCUACAUGUGGUUUUACGCGAUAAGCUUUUGUCUAAAGUAAACUUUAUAAUUGUCUGUUAUUAUUAGGGUUGUCCUGCGAUGUGAGUGUCACAACGUUAGAAUCAAAGUGACUUUUAUUUUGUUUUAUGUCGUAAUACUUUUCUUUUGUUAUUUAAUGUACUGACAUUUAGGACAAAGGUACGUCUGUAGGCAGAGACUAUGGCUUGGUUAGAGAAGCUGGCGAAGCAAGUCCAAGAGAUGUUCAAAUCGCAAAAUAAACUGAAGUUCAAUGAUGAUCUCGAAACGCCUCAGCAAUAUAAGGAGCGAUGGCGUUCCAUUUAUAUCGUUUAUUUCACCAUGUUCCUUAUAUCCUUAGGAUUUAGUAUUAUAGUAACGGGAGUAUGGCCUUACUUGGACAAGUUAGAUCCGACGGCUGGGAAAGAGUUCAUGGGAUUUGUGGUUGCCGCCAAUCCCUUUGCACAGAUGAUCUUUUCACCGUUGGUCGGUCUGUGGAGUAACAAACUUGGCUCUAUUCGAAUACCCUUAAUAGUGUCUCUAGUUGUCUUCACAAUCGCCAGCAGCAUAUAUUCUUCCUUGGAACUAUUCGACAGCUACCGGAAACAUUGGAUGCUGUGGUCCAGAUUUCUAGUUGGAGUUAGUUCAGCAAAUAUUGCCGCAUGUCGAUCUUACCUUUCAGCCGCCACUCGCUACUCGGAGAGAACCAAGGCUGUUUCCAUGAUAUCCCUCGCUCAGGUGCUAGGGUUCAUUGUAGGCCCCGCCAUACAAGCCGCAGUGGUGCCCUUAGGAGGGGAGGGUGUUUGGCUAAUAAAAAACAGGCUCAAACUGAACAUGUACACCGCUUCAGGCUGGAUCAAUGUCUUCCUCUCUCUGUUCAACAUCUACUUGUUCUUUCCAUCCGUUUUCAAGGAACACAAGAUAGCUGCCAAGGAAGCUAUGGUGAAAAUGGGGAAAGAUAACGAAAAGGACACCUGGAAGGAUGAGAAACCAAAUUACUUUUCCGCUUGGUCUCUCAUAGUGGCUUUCUUUGUGAUAGUCUUCAAUUUCAUGCUGUUGGAGACUCUGGGCACUCCUGUGACCAUGGACCAGUUCGCUUGGUCCAAAGGGGAGUCCCUGUGGUAUAUGGGGAUUCUAAUGUCUGUGGGAGCAGUGUUGGCCAUAGCGACCUUCGCGUCCAUAGGUCCCUUGACAAAGAGGUUUUUGGAAGUAAAAGUUAUGAUCUGGGGUGGGUUCCUCUUUAUGGUCCUGGGCAGGUUGUUCUUUAUCCCUUUCUCCAACGAUCCCCCCAGAAUGUACGACGCCAGCUUCAAACUGAACCUCACCGUUUACUGUGACAAAAUAUUCAGAAACGUUACCUUGUUAGAAGUUGAUUAUAGCAUUGUGAAUAAAAGUUUACUGUCGUAUGGGAAAUGGUUGGAUCCGAAUGAAAGCAACGAGAUUAUUAUAAAGAAGAUGACUUUGAAUUGUGGGGAGGACCUCCUAGGAUGUCCUUCUAAUCAAGAAUGGUGCAAUUAUACUCCGCAAAUGACUCUGACACAAUUUAUUAUAGGAUACCUGCUCACCGCUUUUGGGUACCCAGUAGGAGUGACCUUGAUUCAGACGAUAUUCUCGAAAAUUUUGGGAUCGAGACCACAGGGAGUUUGGAUGGGUUUCAUGACAGGUUCUGGAUGCCUAUCCAGAGUGAUGGGUCCAGUCUUCGUAACCUACAUUUACGAAGAAUACGGCACUAUAUGGACGUUUGGCUUGACCACGGUCAUGAUGGCCGUGUGUUUGGUAUGGCUGUUGUGCUUCCAAAAGUAUUUGAUCCCCACGGAAAUAAAGUCGAGAGACGACGACGAGAAAGGACAAGAGCUGAUGGAAGGUACUAAUUUCGUCUCUGUCAAUCUAGACGAGGAUGUCGAUGGGGAUGGUAGGGUGGAAAAUGGUAAAGCAGUUACGUGAUUGCGUCUAAAUGUGAUAUGUUAUCGUGCCAAGAAAUGAUGGACGUCGUUUUUUUAACAGUGUUUUGUAUGUCUGUAUUGCCUACCAGCUCGCCAGUUCCUGUAACGUCAGGAGAUGCAGUCCAGUUUUAAAUAUUUCAUAAGCCUAUAGUUGGUAUAAUAUUUUAAGAUCACAUAAAAAAGCGUAAGAUGAUGUAAAUACUUAUCAAAAAGUUCUACGUUAUGUUGCUGUUUUUAAACAAAGUGCUAGUUAAUAUUUAAUAUAUUUGAUUGAGUAAAAAUUUUUUAUAAUGCCGAACAAAAAAUGAAAAAAAAUACAUAGGUGGCAGGAAAUAGUUUAAAUACUCGUUUUUAAUACUAGUGAUAAUAGAAUAAAAUUAAAUUUAUAUUUUUUUAUAUACUUGCAUGUAAAGCAACUUUGGAAUAUAUUCUAUUACAGAAGAAAAAAAAUGAAUAAGUAUUGUAUUUACAUUAAAUAAGUGAAGAUAUAUUACAGUAAUGAUUAAAAUAUUACAAUUUUUACAUUGAAAGAAAUAAUUUAGUUGCAAAAUAUUCACAUUUGACGUUUUAUCUUUAGUUUAUCUGUGAUAAAAUUUUACUGAUGUACUUAAAAAUACACCUAGGUGAUUAAGAUAUAGGAAGUAGCUAAAUAAUCCUAAUUGUAUUAAAGUGUGUCAAAGCUUUAUGAAUGAUUUUUAUAUAAAAUUUUUGGAUGCUAUACUGGUUAGAAGUGACUGUGUAUUUUCAAAUCUAUUUUAAUAGAUUUAAUAAUUAUUAAAAUACACUAAAAGCCAAACUACAUAUAGAACAGGAAAAUUAAUAAAGACAAUGUGUAUUUAUAUAUUUUUGUUAAUACUUAACACUAUAAUUAUAGUGAAUACGGUAUUUUUUCAAAUUUCAAUUUCGGAAUCCUUUUUAAUUUAUUAUUAAUUUUGUAAAUAUAGUUGCUAUCCAAUAUUUCGUAUUUUACAUAUUUAAUAUAAGUAUCAUGGUAUUUUACAAGUUUUCCAAUACAUUUUAAAUAUUGCUGUUUUAAGGAGGUUUCAGUGUUUUAUAUAAAGCUUUCAUAUUUGACUGAAAUUUUUAUAAUUAUUUGUCUUUCUAUUUCAAAAACAUGUUCCCAAGAAAUGUGUAGCCAUAACCGUAGCAUAGUUUAAGAUAACAAGUUAAUUUUAAAAAAAUAUAUUUACUUUUCGUCUACAGAAUAUCUGUAGUUCGAAGCAAACUCGCAUACUGAUGUAUAUCUUUUUAUACGAUUUAGAUAUAAGCUAAGUACUCAUGUGAUAUUUUGCGAUAUGAAUAGUUUUCAAACAUUGUUGAUUUGACUGAAACUGAGAAGAGUUUAUAUUUCUGUAACAUAGUACAACUAUUUUUACUGAUUUUCAUGAAAUCGUCUGUACUAGCUAGUUUAUAUAAUAAAGCGUAUUAUAUAA